This is a messenger RNA of Encephalitozoon intestinalis ATCC 50506, 1494 nucleotides long. RefSeq lists its product as uncharacterized. Lineage: Eukaryota; Fungi; Microsporidia; Unikaryonidae. Bases 1 to 1494 code for a protein of 497 amino acids. The transcript has a single exon. Gene Ontology annotation, biological process: regulation of DNA-templated transcription; double-strand break repair via homologous recombination. The record is from RefSeq and is a predicted model, not a curated record.
AUGGAUGCAGGCUCGGAGGUUGAAUUUGAAAGUUUCUUCCAAAGCAGUAGCAACAGCGAAGAAGAGACAGAAGACUCUUUCAGCGUCCUUGAUUCAAUCCAAGUAAGUUGUGAUGAUAUGAUUUUUUUUAGCUCAGACAAUGCUUGCCGUAAAGAUAACACUGCAGGGGAGGAACCCGAUGUAUCCGAGUCCUUAGAACAGGAAAAUCAAACAUUCUACGACUUCAACUCGGACUCAUCUCGGAUUCCUGAGAGUCCUGAAGAUGGAUGCAAAGCCAUGAAUGCUAAUUCUACAAACAGCAUCGGUGUAACAAGCACUGAUGAAAACAAUCCCAAUACUUUUCCUCAAAAGCGCUUAUCUUUGGAUUCUGAUCAUAUCUUGGAUAUAGAUCUUGGCGAAGGAGGGAACACCAAUGAAGAUAUGAUGUUUUCAGGGUUUACAACAGGAUCUAAAAAGAAGAUCCAGGUGCGAAGGGAGAGUAUUCGCUCAGCAUAUAAAAUAUUCGAAGAUGGAAUGGAAAAAGUAGAUACAAAUGGAGAAGCGCAGGACAAUUUAUCUCGAAGAGUGGAGAGGGAAGAAGUAGAAAUAGAUCCUGAGAGGGUUUAUAGGGAGAUGAAAAAGAGGUUUCCUGCAGAAGAUACGAACCGAGUUUUUGCUCAGUUUACAUGGGCGUGGAUUUAUUUUUUCCUUGGGAGGAGACGGCUGGAGUUUAAUGAUUUUGUAGAUAGAAUAGAAGAGCAGGUUAGGAUAAGACUAGAGAAUGAGUAUUCUGUACUUCGGAGAAUUCUGGAGGGGGACGAUGUCCCUUGGAGAUAUAUGAUCCUCUUGGUUGUUGGAAUAGAUGGAGAAAAGAUUGAGGUAUUUGAUGGAUAUCACAGUCUCUAUGCAUCAUAUGACGAGGCUCUCCAAAAAAAGAUAGAAAAGAAGGAGAUCCGAGUUGGAUUUAGACUUAAGGUCUUUGGGGCAGAUCUUGAGGGAAGCACGCCAAUAUCCAUUUUUGAUUGUGAGAAUGUCCGUCUUAAGCUGCAUUACAAUGGAGUCCGAGUAGUCCAUUCCAAGAGAAGACUUGGAUAUAGAAAAAGAAUAGGGUUCAGACUUAAGAUAUCGGAAAUCCUUAGCAAUGGAGGCCCUGUCUGCUGCAUUGAAGGGGUUGUUAUAAAGAUCAUCGAAACAAAGUAUUUUGUAAAAGUGGAGAAUUAUAGCAAUACAACUGAUGAUCUCGAACCCGAACUGGAUAGAAUAGAAGAUCUCGCAAGGAAAGCAGAAAGAGUCUUUUCGUCGCAUGAUGUAAGGAUCACUAUGUAUACCAAGCUACUGGUCAGAGAUAGUAGCGGAGAAUGCACAGUGACAUGGUGGAAUCCUUCCCCAGACAUCAAAGUUGGACAGGCCAUUCGGAUGUUUUAUCUAAAUCCUUCGAGAUCCAAGGAGCUUCACCUUAAUACUAAUAGAAGAGGGUAUAUUAAGCUUCUUCCUGAGAAUCCAAAGAGAGGGUAG